Cyclocybe aegerita is the source of this 522-nucleotide messenger RNA. The record is from the annotation of a GenBank genome assembly. Lineage: Eukaryota; Fungi; Basidiomycota; Agaricomycetes; Agaricales; Hemipholiotaceae.
AUGCCGGUAGAAGAAGACGCAGGUCCCCGCUCAGGACACCUGGGCCUCGCCUGGGAAGCCGCCGUAGUUUCAGUAUUCGUUGUCGUCCUCGUAGCCGUCAUCGCUGUAGUCAUCUUCCAAGUCCGCCGGAGGAGACGCCGGGAACGGAUGAUGGAAAUCGAGGCAGCUGAGGCGCGCAGUCGGAAGCGCAAGUCAAGGACAAAAGAACCACCCCGGGGCGAUAAGGACCUAGAAAGAGGGAAUCCAGAGCUAGAUGCAGAGCCGGAGACAGAGGAGGAAGUGGAAGACGAUAACUCGGAGUCAGCGGAAGGACAACCCAAACCAUCCCGGAAAUCACGUCCACCCUCCCUGAAAUCAGAAAAGCGAGCACACCGUCAAUCCAAGUCCUCCAAACCGAAAUCGAAGUCUGGCCGAACGAAGAAAUCGUCGCGUUCAAGAGAGACGUCAGAGUCGACAACGGAUUCAUACUACUUUGAGCAUCCGUCGCAGAAGCCGCCCCGGUACUACUGGACUCACCGGUAG